Messenger RNA from Lates calcarifer (barramundi perch), 3801 nucleotides. It is a transcript of the gene galnt4, whose product is annotated as POC1 centriolar protein homolog B (Chlamydomonas), like. The record is from RefSeq and is a predicted model, not a curated record. The transcript is spliced from 12 exons. Gene Ontology annotation, cellular component: Golgi apparatus. The coding region runs from base 374 to 2128 and encodes 584 amino acids. NCBI's taxonomy places the organism in Eukaryota, Metazoa, Chordata, Actinopteri, Centropomidae.
GUUGCUUCGACGCAGGUCUGAAGCCCAACGUGGAGGAGAGGAUGUGGGUAUGCUGACAUCUGCAAGCCAGAGGUUUAACUGGAAGACGACCGCAGUCGGGCUGACAGACGACGGCUUUAACAACGUCGAGGAAAGUCCGAGACAUGUAACUUUCUCUGAAGCCCCUGUCUGUGUAACCUGUUCCACUGGUGCAUGCUGUGUGUUACCAGACGUUACAACUAUUUGUCCUUCUCUCUUGGCUGGCUUAUAAGGAAAUGAGCCAUGUACCAUGUGUGCGGAGCAGACUGUUCAUUCCAGGCUAACUAUGAGGCUUGUGUCCUGUAGGGCACCCUGAAGCUCAGCCAGUCACGCUGCCUCCCCAGGGCUUUCCGUCAUGAGGGGGCGUUGCUCUCGAAAACUGGGCGUGCUGGCCAAGGCUGGCUUCCUGCUCUGGCUGCUGUGGCUGGGCUACCUUUUGUUGGCGCGCUCCUCUUUCCCCUCCUCUUCCUCUGUAGAAGAGGAAGAUGAGGACCACGAUCGUCUGGAGAGACAGCUCUCCAUAGAGGAGAGCGGGUCUGACGGGCAGCUGGCCAGGCCUCUCUAUCUUAAGUCAUCACCAGACAACAAUGCACCGGGGGAGUGGGGUCGGGCCACACACCUCAACCUCAGUCCUGAAGAAAAGAAACUGGAGCAGGACACCAUAGAGCGCUACGCUAUCAAUAUCUUCAUCAGUGACAAGAUCUCCCUCCAUCGGCAUAUCCAGGACCACAGGAUGCAUGAAUGCCGCAGUAAGAAGUUUGACUACCGGCGUUUACCCACCACCUCCGUGAUCAUAGCCUUCUACAACGAGGCCUGGUCCACCCUGCUGAGGACUAUUCACAGCGUGCUGGAGACCACACCUGCCGUCUUGCUGAAAGAGAUCAUCCUCAUUGAUGACUUCAGUGACCGAGGCUACCUGAAAUCCAAACUAGCUGACUACAUCAGUAAUCUGGAUCGUGUGCGGCUCAUACGGACCAAUAAAAGAGAGGGGCUGGUCCGGGCACGUCUCAUUGGCGCCACCUAUGCUACCGGUGACGUAUUGACAUUUCUUGAUUGCCACUGCGAGUGCGUCCCUGGCUGGAUUGAGCCUCUGCUGGAAAGGAUCGGCGAGAAUGCCAGUACCAUUGUUUGCCCUGUGAUUGACACCAUUGACUGGAACACUUUUGAGUUUUACAUGCAAACAGAUGAGCCAAUGAUUGGAGGAUUUGACUGGAGACUCACCUUUCAGUGGCACUCGGUUCCUGAAGUGGAACGCAAGAGGCGCAAGUCUCGGAUUGACCCCAUCAGAUCUCCUACAAUGGCAGGAGGGUUAUUUGCUGUGAGCAAGGCCUACUUUGAGUACCUGGGCACAUAUGACAUGGGCAUGGAGGUGUGGGGAGGAGAAAACCUGGAGCUCUCCUUCAGGGUGUGGCAGUGUGGUGGCAGCCUGGAGAUUCACCCCUGCUCUCAUGUGGGCCACGUGUUCCCUAAAAAGGCCCCUUAUGCACGGCCCAACUUCCUCCAGAAUACUGUACGAGCUGCAGAGGUUUGGAUGGAUUCUUAUAAACAACACUUCUACAACAGGAAUCCUCCAGCCAGGAAGGAAACUUAUGGGGAUAUCUCAGAGCGACUGCAGCUGAGGGAGAAACUAAAGUGCAACAGUUUUGAUUGGUACCUGAAAAACAUCUACCCUGACCUACACGUACCUGAGGACAGGGAGGGCUGGCACGGGGCUGUGCGUAGCUCAGGGAUACAUUCAGAAUGUCUGGACUAUAACGCUCCAGAACACAGCCCGACAGGCGCCCACCUCUCUCUGUUUGGCUGCCAUGGCCAGGGAGGCAACCAGUAUUUUGAAUACACAUCUCAGAAAGAGAUCCGUUUCAACUCGGUGACGGAGCUGUGUGCUGAAGUGGGUGACGGACAGACGUCCAUCGGGAUGAGGCACUGUCCUCGCGACGGGGAGCACAAGCCUCCAAGUAUCGUCUGGGAGUUCAGAAAGGAUGGGACCAUCUACCACCCUCAGUCAGACAUGUGUGUAACAGCCUACCGCACAGCAGAGGGCCGCACAGACACCCAGAUGAGGCGGUGCAACCCAGGAGACAAAACCCAGCAGUGGAAGUUUGAGUGGUAGGAGGAGGAGGAGGAGGAGGAGGAGAGAAAGUAGCAGGAAACCUCAAGUGACCUUCUUUUAGCAUAGUGCAAUUACUACAGUGGACGUUUUCUCCGCUGCUCCCAAUUCUCUAGCUCCCCAAGUCUGCACUCCAUUUGAAUGGGAAUGAGGAGCAAAUAAAAGGUGGUGAAAAGUCACUGUAAGCCAAUAAUUCACCCAAUUCAGCUCUCUGAUGCCCACGUGAAUGAUUGAGUAACUGCAGAUUGUGGCAGUGUGAAUGAGCAUUUCAAGGUGAGGUUUAUUUGGUCUCUCUAAGGAGACCGGCUGAACUUUUAAAGUCUUUUUGCGUCGCUUUCAUCAAAGUGCCUCUGCAACCAAAAUGGAGUCCAGCGCACACCUGAAGUGUCAUUAUUGUCAUGUGUUCUUACAGCAGCAACUUGAAAGUGGUGACACUGGUUUGACUGUACAGCACAUGAAGAAGUGCCUUUCAGACAACUAGAGAACUAGAUGCAAAAUCAUGCUGCACUAUGGAAUGUUACCUUAAUGUGCAAUUAAUAUUGUUAUUGUGGAAUGACUCUGCUUGUUUCUUUAGUUGUCAACAAAUAACCAUUUAAAACAUGGGCUGCUCAAAAAAGUCAUGCCAGGAAUGUAAGGUCAGCAGCAAUUUUCUCCAGACUAGCUAGAUCUAACAUGCUCCAUCAUGUGAGAGGAAAACAGGGAGAGAGCAGUGUGGUCAUACAAGACUGCCCCUCAAUUCUAUCUCGUGGAGCCAGUUUCAUGGUAGAAUGCUGCCUGAACAAGACUUGAAGCAUUCAUUAAGCAUUUGCACUAAGUGCAAUUUGCCCCAGAGGGCUUAGCGAGUUGACAGGAAUGUUGUUAUCUAUUCUUCCCUGUUGUGUAAAACUAAGAAUACCCUGUAAACUCAUCUUUCAGUGUGCCUUUGAAAGAUUUUCAUCCCAAAAAGAACUUGUUUGUGCCGAAAUGAAACGUGCCAGUGGAUGUCAAAUGUAUUUAGAGCGAGCAUUGUAAAUGCUAAAAUGUAAAACAGCACUGGCUUGAUGCACUUGAUUUUAUUUAGUCACAAAAAGCCUUUAAAGAAGCGCCUGUUUAAUUUAAUCUUUCAACUUGGCUGUGCCAGAAUGUUUUGUUAAGACUCCUGUGUGUAAACUGUACUUGAAACAGCAUCAGAAACACUCCUGUUUUGUUUUUGUUUUUUGUGUUUUUUUUUUCCACCGAAGACCCCGUCAGCAUUUCUACUGGGAUGUGGGGACAGAGAGCUUCGGUGUAACUGUUGUUGAAGUGUUUGUUGAAUAGCAGCUGUAUUUGCCGAAGACUGCUUAUCACUGAGCAACAUUUGGUCUCUGUGCUCCUUUGAACUAAUGAAUAUGAUAUAUUCAGGCUAGUCAAUGGAUACAGUAGGUAAACAUGUAAGAUGGCUCCUGUUUUGUGUGACCUUUGUAAAUAAUGUUUGAAAUAAGGGACCAGAGGGGGACUGUGCUAAUGUAAAGCAUCUUUAAAACUACUGAUAAUGCAAAAGGGAUGAUGAUGAUGAUGAUGGCGAUGAUGAUGAUGACGAUGAUGAUAAUGUUUACUUGAUAUGAAGAAGAGGGUGACUGCAAUGGGAUGGAUGAUUCAAAUAAGAUUAAAGUUUGUUGGGAUGAUUGAAAGAAUUAAAUUAAAAAACUAACCACAAA